This is a messenger RNA of Psilocybe cubensis, 684 nucleotides long. RefSeq lists its product as uncharacterized. The record is from RefSeq and is a predicted model, not a curated record. The transcript has 6 exons. NCBI's taxonomy places the organism in Eukaryota, Fungi, Basidiomycota, Agaricomycetes, Agaricales, Agrocybaceae. Bases 1 to 684 code for a protein of 227 amino acids. Gene Ontology annotation, molecular function: NAD+ poly-ADP-ribosyltransferase activity.
AUGCCCAUUCUUCAUGCCGCUCUUGACGCAUCAGGCCACGCCCACAUUCAUACGUGUUAUUCAUCACCAGUCAAUCUCAUCCACCUACCUCCAAACGAUCCCGAAUAUCAACUAAUUUCUGGGGCGUUUCUCAACGGUUGGAAACAUCCACACAAGGCCAAACCGAGAGUCCAAAGAAUCUUCUACGUCGCAUAUUCGGGCGCGGGGCUGACACACCUAUGUAAAUUCAGCGAUUACAGCAACAAAGUAGGAAAUACACAGAUGCUCUUUCACGGAACCCGGCGAGCGUGCAAGAUCGCCGAGACCCCAUCCAUCGUCACAACAUGCACACUAACAGACUGUCACCUCUGCCACAUUCUGAGAGGGUCGUAUGACAUCGAACGAGCCAAAGGCGCUAGGAUGUUCGGCCCUGGAAUUUAUUCCACAGCUGUGUCGUCAAAGGCUGAUGAUUAUACGACGAAUGCCCAAUCCAGCACCCGCACCCGAGUCAUGAUCGUCAAUCACGUAGCCUUGGGCAGAUCCAAAACGAUGUACGAAGCUUGCCAUGACAUGCAGCACGCACCGCACCUUUACAACUCGGUCACAGCAGCAACAUUCCCCGAAGGAGGGAAAGUUAAUUACCACGAAGCGGUUGUGUAUCGAGAAGACGCGAUAUGCGCCAAUGCAAUAGUCGUGUACCAAUAA